AUGUCUGAGGAAGCCAGCCCAGGAAGCGGCGUAGCGAAAAAGUUUUUAGAGCGCGAGAAAGCGCUUCCCAAUGAGACCAACCUAAAUUGGGAUGAGAGUAAAGCCAGAAUUUCUCUGCACACAGUCUCCUCGAAGAGAGGCCACGGAUCUCCAGACGACGAUCUAAGCCUUCUCCACCCAGACACCGAGAAGCAGGAACAUGCCCAAAAGAAAAAACAAUCGCCAGAUAGUAAAACAGGGACAGAGCUAUCAGCGAGCGUUCGCCAAAUUCAACUUAAGCACAAGGGAACCUAUUGGGUUGAACUAAGGGUGGAGGUGCUCGGAAGCGAUGGGAAACCGAACAAGGGGUACAACGGCGGUGUGGUUGCAUCCCUUGUCUUUGCCGAUGAGGCGGAUCCGCAGCGUAGCAACAAAAAAGCGAUUUCGCAUGAUGUAGUAAAACGUUCCAGAGAAAGAGCUGUUAGAAUAGCAUCAAAGGUAGCUGUCGACGGCGUGGCUAUUCUUCAUUUCAGCCCCCCAUUCGAUGGAAACUACAGUUUUAGUAUUACGUGCGGAGGGUGCAAGGACAAGAUCAACACAGAAAAACAUUACUUCGUGGCGGGAACCCAUGCAGCAUUGCGAAUCGUAACCCAGCCGUCGGGGGCAAAAAGCGGCACUGUCCUUGAACAGCAGCCUGCUGUGCAGAUCCAGGACAGAAAUGGACUGCCAAUACACGAAUCCAUCAUCGUCAAGGCUACAGUUGUCCCUCAUAAUGGGGAAGACCACGAAAUAUCUUCAAUGCCUUAUUGGACUUUAAAAACAAACAAAAAUGGAUACGCGCGUGCUGACGGUAUCAGCGUUAAUCGGGCGGGAGAACAUGUAAUUCACUUUACGGCUACGUUAUGGGGUGACACUGUCCUCCACGCGUCGUCGGCGCCGUUUGAAAUAGUUCCUGGCCCAGCGGUCGCAUCUGCAUUCUCGUUGAAGCCGCCUUCCCGUGUUCUUGUCCGUGAGCCCUUUAGUGUUGUGUUGAGUAUCGUGGAUUCCCAAGGCAAUGAAACAACAAAUCCUCCUGAACUUUAUAGGGGAGGCACACCGUUAGAGGUUCACUUACAUGCUUUCGACGAAGCUGGCAAGAAAGUCAUGCUGAAUGGCCAGGCGACCUGCACACUGUGCAAGGAAGGCAAUGCCGACUCGUCAGCUACGGUAGAUGUCGUUUCAGUCUCGCGGGUGCACAUAUACCCACUACCCUUGUUGGUCGAGCCUCGCACCGAAGAUAAUUCUGGAGGUUCCCUGCCUAAGGAAGGCUGGGGACAACUGCGGAUAUCCCUUAAGGCAGAAGAUUGGAUGUUGGGUGCACCUCAGAAGCCAGUAUGGGUGGCAGUGCGGGAUAUUAGUCUAUUCGCCCCUCUAAGUGGCUUGACCCCGGAGGACGGAGCAAAAUACCUAAGGGUUGAGCCAACGCGUUUGUUGUUUUCUGUAGAUGCCGCAACAGCUGUCCAGACAUUUUACGUCCAGCCUUGGAGUCCUGGAGUGGUUGUAGGCAGUGAAGGCCUUUCUCAGCCCCUAGCUGGUAUAUUUAUUGCUGCCUUCUCCAUCACAUUCGAUGUAUUUUCUGAUGACCCAUCUUGGAACUCAGAAGCUGUGGUAUUUGAUAUCCCCUCUCCGGCGCUUUUACGUGGAACCGGCUUAAUACACAAUUCUGGGCCUAAGAAUGUUACAGUGUAUACUAAGGAUAGCGACAUGUAUGAGGUUUUGGCAUCCUUCCCCAAGCAGCAACUUGUUCGGGAGGGAGAAGAGAUCACAUACACACUUCGCCUUUCUGUGCCUCCCCUACAAAGCGAAGUGGUGACUGUCCGCAUUAUUGGCGAUCAAGGUGCACAAUAUUCUGUGCAACCAGAGACAUUGCACUUUAGUGCGGGCAACUGGCAAGAAGAGCAAACAGUCGUUUUAAAGGUUGACCAGGACGACUUUGCUCCGGCUGAGAACGAAUUUUUACUGAAGGGGAGUGUAACUGGCAGUGCCCUUCGAACGGUGCUGCUACGGCAUGAGCUCUUCAGCACUGAAGCCCUCAAUUACUGGCGUAUGAGGGGUGGAGCUGAAGUGACCUUUUCGGUAUGGGAUGAUGACAUUGCAGGGGUGGAGUGGCAUACCAGUACACAUGAACUCAUUGAAAAAGAUGAGCUCAAACUGGCAUUUCGAUUAAGAUCCCGGCCACUUGCUGACGUCCGCCUAGAGCUGCUGUGCGAGGGCAUGGAAGUUACGUCACAGGAUCAAAAAUCGCUUACUCGUGACAAUACAUCGACACACGUGGAUUCCAGUGUCAGCAACGAACUGAGGAGGGUCACGGUGGCACCAACUGAAUGGCGGACGCAACGCAGCUUUACUCUCCAGCUCCAGAACGGCAUAGAUGAGUCUAUUGGCGUCUUGGGUGACCACCCCCCGGGAUUAUCAAAUGUGGACGACUGGACAGAGUGGCACAUGCAUUUUGUGAUAUCUUGCUCAGAGGCAGAUAGUGCAAUAUUCCAGACUGUGUGCAUUUUAAAAGCCUUUUCAAAAGAUAAAAACUACAACACAGGUAGAGCUAAUGCAUACUACACAACACAAAAAGCUGCGCUGCUUGAAAUGCAUGCUAUCAACUAUGCUGGCAAUCAAACUGCUGAGUGCUUAUCCUGCCCGCCUGGCCAUGAAUGCCCAGAUCCAAGAGAGCCUCCUAAACGAUGCCCUACGGACUAUAUGUCCCUUGGCGGACUUGUGGCAUGUUUUCCAUGUCCAAGAGGAUUCAUAUGCCCUGAGGGAACGGCGGUCCCAAGACAGCUGAAAUCAGGCUUCUACCACGGUAUAAGCUUGCCGGGCUAUAUUAGUGGAAUAGAAGCUAGUGAAUGUUCAGCCUGCCCCGCGGGCUUUAUGUGCAAGACUACUCGAGCUGUGGACAUAGAGCCUUGCCCGAAAGGAUCUUACAGUUUGAAAGGGGAAGAAACAUGCCGGCCCUGUCCUGCUGGAUUUGCAUGCGCAAGCCCACAAUGGCGUACACCUGAUGAUUUGCUUGAAGUCGCAUACAUGGAAGGUGAGGGUAGCGGAGAUAGCUUUACGUUGAACAGAAGAGAAGAAAACUUGGACUCUCAUUCCUUCAUUGAGCAAAUGGAUGUGGAACUACUGCUCCCCUGCAGUGUGGGGUAUCACUCAAGUGAAGGUGAGGCAGACUGUGUGCCGUGUGGUGGACCAGUCGCAUGUCCUACAUCUUCCACCAGGGAGCAUUGUUUCGUCCCCUUUACUGUAGCUCUACCUGAUAACCCAACGGAAUGCGUCCCGUGCCCCGCAGGCCACUCCUGCAGUAAAGGUGCAGUGGAGAGAUGCCCGGACUUCCACUAUGCCAGAUUAGGGGACGGACUCUGCCGACUAUGCAAAGGCGGUUAUUUGUGCAAAGGCGGUGCAGACGCUCCGGAUGAGGGCGAGCUAGUUCCGGUCGGAUACUACCGGUCUGACCAUGAUACAAGUGCACAUCCCUGCCCAAAUGGCACUCUGGGAUUAGUGGCUGGAGCAACUAGCGUACAGAGCUGUUCCCCUUGUCCUGCUGGGUAUACUUGCGAGCGGACGGAUAACGGAGGGGAGUAUACAAGAACGGUGGCAAGGAGCUGCCCUAAAGGCCACGUUUGCAUUCCAGAUGCUGUCCCGUGUCCCGUUAAGGCAGCACUAGCUGCUUUAGCAGAUGUAAAUUUUGGGCUUUGUCCCGUAAGUUCUGCUUGGAUACAGCGUUUUACCAAUGUGAAAGCUUUAAUGUAG
This is a messenger RNA of Cyclospora cayetanensis, 3762 nucleotides long. RefSeq lists its product as uncharacterized. The record is from RefSeq and is a predicted model, not a curated record. The transcript is spliced from 17 exons. Bases 1 to 3762 code for a protein of 1253 amino acids. NCBI's taxonomy places the organism in Eukaryota, Apicomplexa, Conoidasida, Eucoccidiorida, Eimeriidae.